This is a messenger RNA of Pocillopora meandrina, 16319 nucleotides long. NCBI's taxonomy places the organism in Eukaryota, Metazoa, Cnidaria, Anthozoa, Scleractinia, Pocilloporidae. The record is from the annotation of a GenBank genome assembly.
AUGGAUGUAACUUUAAAGAAUUUAGAGGGAAACGAAGAAGAAAACUUUCAGGAGGAUGAAGAGACAAGCCCCGUAAGUCACAAAACAAAGAGCUAUGGUAUAUCCAUUGAUUCUGGCUUGAUUCCAUCUGUACCCGUCGAAGAGCAAGCAGCGGUGUUGAGAAACCUGGGAGUAAAUGUAUUUAACCAGGAUGAAUUUGAGGAAGGAGUUUUAAAGCAGGUCGAUGAAGCCAUUGCUGUGAAAGAAACAGAGGAGAUUGUGAGAGGAUGGGAGAAAAACCUGAAAGCUGUGGAUGAAGAUAUCAGGUUAGCUUGGGAGAGCUUGACAAUCAUCAUUGCGAUCUCUAAGUUGAAGAUUGCAGUUAUACAAAGAUAACGGUGUAACUUUGUGGCUCAUGGACUGUCCAUGAAUUGGGUUCAUCAUUAGUUACCUUAGAUGUUAGAGUUCUUUUCAAAAUUAAUGAAUUUCUUAAUAGACUUCUUCCUCAGUACUCAUCCUUAUAUAUCAGGUGAUAAGCGUCAAUGUACCAAAGUACUGUUGAUGUACCAAAGAACUGUGAGAGAUAAGGCUUAACUCUCACAUAAUGAGAUAUGUCCCAUUGCAAACAAGACCAGAAUUGGUUCCAUCUUGUCUCAUCAAGGAAGAAUGUACAUGUUUUAAUAUUCCUAGACUGUAAAGAGCUUGUGAGGUCAGAAUCUUCCUUAAAUGCUGACUCAUUUCAUUUAAUUCUUGGAACAAUUUUGUCAUUUAUUACCAGUGAACGGCCAGAUCAUAUGCUGAACCCUAAAUUAUGAGGACCUUCAAAUUUACCAGUCUUGACAAUCAAUUCAGUGGCUGUUAAUGUUAGUGGCUGAUUUACAGUAGUAGUGAUUCUAAAGUGUGUAUGCUGUUAAAAUCAUGAAUUAUCCACAUUGAGUGGGAGACACACUUGGCCAUUUUAUUUCUUAAUCCCAACAAAUUUGAUUACUGUCAAAAAAUCACCGAUAUCUGACUUCGCAGAUAUCAGCAAAUUUAUAUGCUGAUUGCAGCGAUCAGUGAAAAUGGCCGCAGAACUGGGCAUAUGUGGCGAAUUUCAUAGAUCACUGUGAUCAGCACUUAAAAUUGCCAAGUGUGUCACUGGCUUUACAAAAAGGCUCUAGUAACAAAUGAGCAAUUCAGAGUACAAUAAACUUUCCCAUUAUAUUGUCAUUCUUAUUAUCAGGAUUGUGGAAAAUGAUUUGCUUGAGAUUGACCUAAUAUUGAAAAGAGUUGAGAGUAAGAGUGGAGCUGGAUAUGAAUCAUGGAGAAGAACCCAAGCAGUGCAGAAACAAAAGGAUAACAAGGUUCUUUUUGGAUAAUUCUGUUGUUGUAAAUGCAAUAUAAAAAGUUUUUUGAAAAGCUUUGCAUUAACAUUCAAAUCAUAACAACACAAUGAAGGUGAAUAAUACAAACCCAGGUUGAUUGUCUUUGCACUAGCUUUCUUGAGUUUUAAAAUUUAUCUAAAUCAAUUAUUAUUGUUUUAAAUCUGUGGCUUGCAAUGCUGAAAUUGAGGCAUUCUUAAUGAAUGUGCUUAAAAAAGACAUAGUAUAUUCUGGAGACUGGAUAACCAGGUCAUCUGUCAAGAUUUUCUUUUCCUGAGUUUGGCUAUUCUAGAAAUUAUCAAAUGACUUAUCUAGCCCAGCUCAUGCAAUCCCAUCAAAAGCCACAGGUAAAGCUGACAUGUGUAGGGCUGGACAGGUUGACGUGAGCUGGUUUGGAAAAAGGCAUAUGGCCCUAGUACACUUUUAUGGCUUCAUUGUUGGAUGAUUGGAUCAUUUUGCUGUUGUUGCUAAAAACGAGUGACAGCAGUGAACAGAAAUGAGAUUAAAUAAGUCAUGCUUUUCGAUGAAUUGUGAGUUUCUUGUUCUGACACAAAAAUAAAGGAAAAGUUUUAACUGAAGGAUUUGUUUUUGUGGUUUUCCUGCACAUGCCAAUCUAUUGCAUCAUAUUCAGGUUAAAACAAAAUUUUAGAAAUUUUUAAAAUUUAGUGGUCACAUUUUAUAUGAUAAAAAUGCUUAUCGACCGAGUUAAGUUGGGCUGAAGGGGAAAAUAAUUGGCUCCAGGUCAAUGACGCAUGCUGUGCUUGGUCUGUACAUUAUGACUUCAAGGCAGAUAUUUUCCCGUCUGGCCCAAAUUAACUAAGUCAAUAAGUACAUAGUGUUCAUCCAACCCUUCUGGAAGAAACUAUUUGUUGUCAAACAAUUUGGUAUUUUCUCUCCAAAUUGCAGCCUUUGAAAAUUCUUCCCUUUCCCUGCUCCUAGGAUUUUAAUUAAGUUAGCUUGGUGUGGAUAACAAUGCUUUGUGAAAUCAAACAUGUUGUAUAUUACAUGGUGUGUGCAUAGAUGUACAUGUACUUUUAUGCAUAGUCUGAUCAAGAUAGAGUAAGUUUAACUCUAAUAAUGCAUUAUUUUUUGCAAAUUUCUUUAGCUUCGCCAGUUGAAGAAAUUACAAGCAACUCAAAAGGCAUUACACCACAAGUUAGGUAUUGGAAAUGAGGAGGAAUUAGAACAACAGGGUACUGUUUUUUUUUUCAUUUUUUGAGUCCAUCUAAUGCAGAAAUAGUUAUAAUAGUUAUAGUUAUAUAGUUACUUGUACAUGAACAGUGUGUUGUGUCUCUAUUGGAAAAAUUGCAAAAUAAUGUUAGGUGACAUCUUAUUGUGUUAUUUUGACCUGUUUCCAGGUUACAACUAGCCCAAUGUAACUGUCAGUUAUUUUCUUUAUCAAGCUGUGACAGUUUAGUGGACUGUAUUGUCUACAAAGAUAUCUGUACUGUCAUGUUUAUGUUGAAAUGAUCUGAUCAUUUUAUGAAUACAAGGGGUUAGUUUCUAAAGAAACUGUGGUGCUGUGUUGGUGGGAGAGUAUAACAGGGUAAUCUAGCAUUAUUAACUGAGUUUAUAAUGUAAAUUGGCCACCGUAACGGUUUCAAAGCUGAUGUUCCUGGCAUUAGCCCUUUGUUAGCGAAUGGCAAAGGGCUAAUGCUUUAAAUGUCAGCCUUUAAAGUCUUUACGACGGCCAGUUUAUGUUAUUAACUUAGUUGAUAAUUCUAAAUUACCCUGAUCAUUUUAUGAGUUGAGCAAUUCAUGUACAUAGAGAUGAUGAGAGACCUGGUUGGGGAGUGUCACAAUGUGCCCUCAUUUAACCCAUUAAAUCCCAGAAUCUGAUUGUUGAUUCUCCUGUCAAGCUGCUACACAAUUUCUUGUUGAUAAGUUAUGAGAAUUUGAUGUUAGAUCAAUAUAACAAGUUCAACCUGAUAAGUUUGAGUAUUCUCAUCACCUGUUUACUGGUUAUUGUAUGGAUAUUAUUGGGAGAAAUUACAUUUCAAUCACUUUUGGGAGUUAAAGGGUUGAAGUCUGUUCCUUGUAGAGACAACUUAAAGUUCCAAGACAAUGUGAUGCCACAACUGAUUAAAGAGGCUUGUGAGACUUUGAAAUGGGAUCCCAAAUUAUGUGGUGCUAACUCCUACAUUUCAUUGUUUUUAUAUUUUCAGUUGAGUUUGAGACCUCAGAUGGCAAUAUUCAGGAUAUGAGUGAAAACAGGAAAUUCCCACUUGUCAGAGAAAACCUCUUGGAACAAGAUGCAUUGAUUAAGAAUGGAGAGAUGACGCCAUUUGGAGGGACCAUUCCAGGCAAUGGCAAUAAAGUGAACAAGAACAAUUUUGGUGCAACUGAUGCUGAAAACUCUAAGAAUUACAAGCAUGGUGGGAAUGAUAAAAGAGAAGAUGUAAUUGAGGAUGGUGAUGAUGACAAGGACAACUAUGAUGAAGAUCUUUAUGAUGCUGAAUACGUUCCUGAUGAAGGCGAGCUCAAGUACAGUUGGUUUGAGGAUGAUGAGAGGAACUGGAAUGAGGAUGAUGUCCAACCAACUAAAUCAGAGAAGCAGACUGGAAGAAAAAGAUCUUUAAAUGUUGCAUAUGUAGAAGAAGAUAGCCUUAAGCCAAAGAAGAAGAAGAAGAAGAAAACAAAUCAAAUGACCAGGAGAAGAUAUGACAAUAAACCUCUUGAUGAUGGAAAUGAAAAAUUGUACCGCCAAAGGAUCAGGUGAUUUUUAAUGCUCUACUUGAUUGACAGUAAGGAUUGUACAUCUUAUCAUUCAUGUGAUGAAAUUUAAAAUUUUUAUUUUUCAGAUAUAACUUAAACAAAAUUUUUCUAGCAUUACAUUAAAUUUCAUUUUGCUACGUUGAGCUGUAGAACCUCAUUACAGUGAUCAUAAUGUACAGUGUAUGACAUUUGAAUAAAGGGGUAAGUUUCUAAAGAGACUUUGGUGCUGUGUCAGUGGGUGGUAUAACAAGAUGAUUUGGUUUGAUCAACUGAGUUGAUAAAUGUAUGUUGGCCACAGUAAAGAGUUUCUGAAGCUGAUGUUUUAAGUGUUAGCCCUGUGUUAGCUCAUUAGCUAUAGAUAACAAACUUUGUGAAUUUAUAUUUAGUAUACAUGAUUGUGUAACAAUUAAGACUUUAUGAUUCAGGGAAUGGAGAAUCAGUGAACUUCUCAAAAAGAGAGGCAAUUCCUCAGCUGUUGAAAGUGGUGAGGAAGAGUAUCCUGAUGUAGUUUUUGACAAGGGGCUUAAGAUUCCAGGCAAAUUAUGGGACAAGUUGUACAAGUAAGUCCUAUCUAAUUCCUUCCUAGGUUUGAAUCCUCUAAAGGAACCCAUAAUUGUCUCUUUGUUCCAUACACCACUCUUUACUCAUACUACAAAUUUUUACCAGGAUGGUAUAUUGUUUUCACGCGAGCAAUUGCCCAAUAUUCCAACUGAUUAUUUUCAAAGCCACUGGAUCUAUAAUAGUUUUUUACUGAAGAAAGCUGGGAGUUACUGUAUGUGUAGCAAAGAAGUAGUUCCAGUGAGAGUGAUGAAUUAGUAAAGGAGAAAGAUCUUGAAAAAAAGAUGUAAACAGCUCUUCCCAAACCCCCUCACUGGUUUGUUGUGUUCAGGCCCUCCGAUGCUCUACCACUGAGCCACAGAGACUCUAUGGUGAGCGAGGUCUAUUACAAAGUUCAUAUGACAUGCAAGAAGGAAAUUUGUCCAACAAUCAAGAGCUUCUUUAGUUGGUGAUCAUCUCCUUUAUUCUUGCGACCUUAAGGCUUGAUUCACAGGUGAUACUGUAAGGAAAACUAACUGCUAGUCACUCUUAGGGAUGAAAUACGAAACGUACGACGUUUAUCUUCUAGAUAUCAACAGACAGGUGUAAAGUGGCUGUGGGAGCUUCAUUGUCAGCAGGCUGGUGGUAUUAUUGGUGAUGAAAUGGGCCUGGGAAAGACUGUUCAGAUGAUUGUUUUCCUUGCUGGACUGAAGUACAGUAAAAUAUCAGCCAGGAAGAAGUGGGUAUUCCCUUCCAGUAUUGUGUAUGGAAAAGCUCCCUUAUUUUGAUUGGCAAAAAAAAGCGAAAUAUUUCUUUCCACUGAAAAUAGCAACUUAUAAUGUGUUGAAGCUGUCUGGACCUGGUUGAUUGAAUGGUGGAUAAUGCUAUUUUCUGGAUAAAUUGCUAUCUGGUGGAUAACGCAAGGUGUUUGUAUACACCUAUCUGCUGGAGAGCGAUUUAUCCAUCGGAUAACGUCUUCCCUCCUUGAACAUCUGGGUUCUUGUUGAUAGUGCCAUCUGCUCUUCAAGUAAGUUGAACCUGAAAGACAGAAUAGAAAGAUGAAUGAACUUAUACCUUUUUAAAAAUAAAAACUGAGCCUUGGUCUCUUUCUGGAGAAAGUAGGGAAAGUAGCUCUGGCAGUUGUGACCACUUGACUCAAGUUGACUUACAGAUUAAUCAUAUCCAUCACCAGAAUGUGCUGAUUAUGAAAAAGAUUCCGAAUGACGAUUCAUUCUGUGUUAAUGUGGCAGGCAGCCAGGGCUAGGACCAGUGUUGAUUGUGUGUCCUGUGACAGUUCUUCAUCAGUGGGUACAAGAGUUUCAUAAAUGGUGGCCAGAGUUCAGAGUGGCUGUACUUCACGAAACAGGAAGUUAUCAAGGAUUCAAGGUUAGUUGUAUACUCAGGCAAACAAGAAGGCAGACAGAGAGGCAGACGUGUAAACAAGCAGACAGGCACAUAAACAGACAAGCAAGGAAAUAAACAAGCAUGUGUAGAAAACUGACUGUUCGAUCAAAUGAGUGAGUGGGUGAUUAGCUGGUUUACAGACAGACAGACAGACAGAAACAAAACUAGUAUCACAUAAAAGAGCGCUUCUCGAUCGAGUUUCGUAAAACUAAACCAGAGUAAUGAAAACGGCGAAUCGGAAGAAAGAAAAAUACCCUCAAGAGCUACUAGGAACUCAAAGUCAAAACAAGCAAACUCCUUAUUGAAGCGCAAGCGACCAAGUCGUCAUCAGUUUUCGUUUUGCAUCUCAUUGGUCAAGAGGAUGGCGCUAGUUCUGUAGAUGACAGACUGAAUAAAUUUCAAAACCAGCGCAAUCCCGGAUUACGUACAAUUGAAAUUGCUCUAAAACAACUGAUUGACAUAUGCAAAUGAACACGAAAACAAGCAAACAAACAAAAAGACAAGCUCUCAGAUAGAGAAGGGUAUAGCAAAACGAACAAACAGACCUACACGCAGAUAGGCUGGAAAAUAAACAGUCUCAGUGUUAGAAUGUAUCUUGCAGCAAGAGCUGAUCAAAAAGAUGUGUAAAGAGAACGGUGUGUUAGUGACAUCCUUUGCGGGAAUUCGUCAACAUCAGGAUCAUCUGCUUGCCCAGAGGUUUGACUAUGUUAUUCUGGACGAGGGUCACAAGAUUAGAAAUCCAGAUGCAGAGAUAACUUUGGCAUGUAAACAGGUAAAAUGGCAAGCUGUGCUUUUUUAUGUUAAAUCUCUUGAUACUCUUCUCGUAGAAUAUCACUUACAGGAUGUAUCUAGGUAACCUUCGAGUGAACUCUUAUUAUCAGCGCUGCAGGACGCGCGUUUGUUCGCCUGUGGGAAGAUUGGAGACGAGUCGCAGAGAGGUUUAUCGGGGAUCGCUGACCCCGGUGCAGACCUCUCGCGGGCUCACGUUACUGAAGAUCUCGUACUCUCCCGUGGGCGAUGAAACACUCGUGCACGCAGGCUAGACGUUCGGUUAUUUUUUGACCAAUCGUGUUAGAGCGAAGAUACUUGAUGGAUGAUAAACAUUUCUCAGUAUUAAAUCACGACUAAUAAAUAUUUAAUGCUUUCAUUUUUUGUGUGAGUAGUUUCGCACUUGUCACCGCAUCAUCCUCUCUGGCUCACCCAUGCAGAACAACUUGCGAGAACUGUGGUCGCUGUUUGACUUUGUGUUUCCUGGCAAACUUGGCACCCUGCCUGUGUUCAUGACUGAAUUCUCCGUGCCCAUUACUAUGGGGGGAUACUGUAAUGCUACUAAAGUACAGGUACUGACUCCAGGGAGGUAUAUAGGGGUCUUGGUCUCGAACAAGCAUCUUACGGUCACAUGUGAAUUGGCCUGAAUACUUGUCUGCAGAUAUUGUCUGUUCUCUUCCCUGAACAGAUUUUGUACUCAGGCAAAUGAUUCUUUUAAAAUCUAUGUAUAUUUGAGUACAAUUUCAAGCUAAUUUUAUAAAAUCCUUUUUGUUUUUGGAAAGUUUAUUGCUUCAUUAAGUUCAUUAAAUUGGCCUGAAGAUAUCAUCUGUUCACUUCCCUGAACAGAUUUUGUCUCAGCACAAAUGAUUCUUGUAAAAUCUGAGAAUAUUUAAGUACAAUUUAAAGCUGAUUUUUUAACAUCCUUUUUCCCUUUGGAAAGUUCAUUUGAUUAUAUUCAUCGUGUGUUUUACGUAACUUUUCAUCAUGACGAUGAAAUUAAAACAACAGUUGCCUCAACGAAUUUUGGUAACCAGAAUCGUCGAGUGUCAGCUCUUUUUUAGAAAUGCUCUUUGUUUAUUACAAAGGUUGAAACAGCAUACAAGUGCGCCUGUGUUCUCAGAGACACAAUCAACCCAUACCUGCUGAGAAGACUGAAGAAAGACGUCAACAUGAGCUUGGAUCUACCAGCAAAGAAUGAGCAGGUUUUUGAACCACUUGUUACCAAUCUUUCGCCGCCUUCUGUGUCAUAAGGGUCAUCAGUGACGUUAGCCCAGCAUUCUGCUAUAAUCAGCAAUGUCGAAAGCGUCGUGUGCAAAAGUAGUUUGACGGAGAUAGUCGAUUUUGUGCUUCACUAAGGUUUCGUCAAUGUAUUGGUCAUAGGAUGGUAAUUUGAGCUAAUAAUUUUUGGCUCUAUCUAGCGCUUAAUGAUCGCUGCAAAACCGAAGGUUUCCUGGUUGUUACCGUAAUAUCUCCCUCCGUUGUGAUGGAAGAAACUAGAAUUUUGAUCGAACAACGACACGAUUCAAUAAUCACAAAAGUUGUCUUUUUUUUGCUACCUAAAUUCUCAGUAGGUUCUAGUCUCAACAGAUACCUGAAGCUAUUUUUUGUCUGUACAGGUUCUUUUCUGUCGAUUGAGUCAGGAGCAGCGUGAACUUUACCAGCAGUAUUUAGACUCUAAAGAGGUGCAGGCCAUUUUAGCUGGUAACUAUAAGGUAGGCCUGGUACUUUCAUCCCUUUACAUGAGAGCAAAGUCUUAGUAUUACGAUCGGAGCGUGCGCAAUAUGCGCGGGAAACCAUGCAAGUUGACAGAGCGUUUAACAGCAAAAAACGUUAAAAAAAGCUGAGUGAAAUAAUUAAGAAAAACAAACUACAAACAAAAAAUGAAUACAAAAGUAGGGAAAUGGAAAAAAUAGGUACAUUGAUAACGUGUAAUAUAUAACUGCAAAAUCGACCUCUAAAACAGAAGUGUCCCGAUCGUGAUCAAAUUUGGGAUUCUGCUGUCAAGGAACUGUCUCUCUUGGUAGUCAGUACUUUUCAGCUUCAUCUGAUGGAUUAAAUAAAUAUGUAAAUUUAUUUUCUAAUUUCAGUUUCUCCGUUCAUUGUGUUAGGUUUUUCCUGGUCUGAUUAUGCUGCGGAAGAUUUGCAACCAUCCUGACCUGACAUCAACAGCAGGCUCCCUUCUUAAAGCCAAACAGGAUGCUCUCAAAGCCGAACUAGGAGGGAGGGCUGAGGAGGAAGAACCUGACCCUGAUGAUGGGUAUGGGGACCCCAAACGGUCUGGAAAGAUGAUUGUUGUGGAAGCUUUGUUGAAGAUGUGGCAAGAACAGGGACAUAGAGUCUUGCUGUUUUCGCAGACAAGACAGGUCAGUGAAAACGCUGUUGACCCAAAAUGACAGUCGUUCGUAUUUUACCUGCUUGAGAAACUCUUGCAAUUCCAUAAGAUUUAAGCGGUGUAACCACGGAAAACGGUUGUUGAAAGUUCAGAGCGACUUACGAACAAACUACUUUGUCUUUUCUUCUGUAGCGGCCUGCAAUGCCGGCGUCUUAUUAAGGCGAGUCAACGUCACAAGCUCGCGAUCGUUUAUUUGCCAGCCACGUUUGAUUUAGAGUAACAGCGGACCAUUUUAGAAAAGCGUGAAUAUCAGUUUAAUAUAACCAGAUGUUCCUCAAUUUUGGCUGGGGCAUAUUUGGAAGCGUUUAAAACGAAUCUUGCGCGGGCGAAAAUACUUGAUAUAAUGAACUUUUAUGAGACGAAGACCUCCAGUGGAGUAUGCGAAGAUGUUCCUGUUUUCCCUCUCCUUUGUACAGGGAUGGGGGCACCCUCAGAUAUCCACCUGGGUUAGUAAGUCGUGCAGUAAUAUGUAUACAUAAAACUCGAUGUCCACGAACCCAUUUUGCCAUUCCCUCAAAACUCUGUUUUAACCGGAGGGUAUACAUACGGUAUCUCUGACCAUUAGAGCCGUACAGCUCACAAGGUAGAUUGUGAGUUGUAGCUUUCUUUGUCACCGAGUGUUUGUAAGGUAACACUAACAAAUAAACCUGGUACGGGAUCGUUCUUUCAGAUGUUAAAUAUCCUUGAAAAGUUUGUCGAAGCCAGAGGCUACAGAUACUUCAGACUUGAUGGUUCGACACCAGUGGCGUCCCGACAGCCUUUGAUCACAAACUUCAACGAGGUACACUCUGUAUAAUGGAUUUAGUGGCUUUAUACCGAACCCAAACUACACCUACGUUUCGUUUUCAGUCCGUGCUUAAUGCUGCUUGUCUGUACUCUGAUUUAAAAUGACUCAUCAAAGGACAUUUGUGUAGAUGCCACGUUAAGUGUAUUGCAAAAACAAGGAUGUUUAUAUUAGGUGCAAUCUCGCCAGAUAACAUUAUUGAUAAUAUAAUUCUUUCUCUGUUUAUCAGGAUCGUUCAAUUUUCUUGUUUAUUCUCACCACUCGUGUUGGCGGGCUGGGCGUGAAUCUUGUGGGCGCAGACAGGAUUAUCAUUUAUGACCCUGAUUGGAACCCCAGUACUGACACGCAGGCACGAGAACGAGCCUGGAGGAUCGGACAGAAGAAGGACGUCACCAUCUAUCGCUUAAUCACAAGCGGAACGAUAGAGGAGAAGAUCUACCAUCGGUAGGAACAUUAAGAGAAUUUUUUUAUUUCUCCUUUUUUUUUGCUUUUUAAGAAGGGUUAAUCAAGUGACAUACCUUGAUUUGAAGAUGUAAAUAUGGACGACGCAUUCAAAAGCACAUGUACAAGACACAUGUGCUUGCCUCACACACGCUCAUACGCAGAUAAUGUGCCUAUGUCAUUGGUUAAAACUGUGCAGUGUUAUAGACUCUGUUCACAUAAAUCCGCCGAAGAUGUAACUAAUUUCAUUGUGAAACGAAACCUGCUUUACCAUUGUCGAGAAAAAAUAUUUCCUUUCCGUUUGCAGGCAAAUUUUUAAACAGUUCCUCACCAAUCGAGUUCUGAAAGAUCCCAAGCAACGCAGAUUCUUCAAGUCCAAUGACCUUUACGAGCUCUUCACAUUAGACAACUGUGACGUCAAAUACGGCACAGAAACAAGCGCCAUUUUCGCUGGGUCAAACUGUGAAGUCAAAUUGGGAUCGCGUCGAAGGAAGAAAAGGGAGGGUGAACAAACAAAGGUGGUGAAGCGUCAAGUCGACAACGAGGAAACAAAAAAAUCCAAAAAGGUAGAAAUAGAAAAGGAUGCACAAAUUAGUGGAGGUGCUUUCUCGAUCGAUUGGCGGGACAUAGCUGAAACACAAAGCUUGUCACAGGAUAAGGAAUCAAAGAAAGAAGGGCAAGAAGCAUCGAAGGAAGUUUACGUGGAAACUGUUGGUGAAAAAAGCUCCGCUCAAGUAGGUCUCAUUGACGAGGGAAAGGAAGAGAAAAGUGGAGAAAAUGAUGAGCUCGUGAACGAAGAUUUGGCAGCGAAAGCCAUGUUAGUCGAUUCUUACGAUGUAGAGAAAGAAGAAUCUACAUCAGCCUCUUCUAAACAAGAUGAAGCCCACAUCCAAAUUCAAACGUCAGAACAAUCUGAAUCAAAGAGAGAGAACACAGCAACAAUUGCAGAAAAUGAUACUAUUCCUAAAGAAGACAACCAGGGAAGCCUUGAAAAAGAGACUGGUCACGUUUUGAAAAAAGGAAAAAAGAACCUUUCGUCUUUGAGCGAUAAUGAACUGACGAAGAAAGUUAAGCGAAAAAAAAAGAAAAAAAGAAUGAAAAGGAAACGUCAAGGAGGAGGUAGGUGAAAUCAAUCUGAAUCACGUGUGAAACCAAAUUGCUGGUUUGAUUGCAUUCCGAUUAGGUGUCGUUGAACCAAAGCUAAAGUGAUCACAACAGCCAAUUAGAUUUGAGGAAAGAAAUCACGAAGAGCCAAUCAGGACGCAAAAUAAAAUACAAAUACCCAAAGCAAGGGAAAACGUGACUUGUUUUACAUCUGAUUGAGGCCUAGUUCAAACGUCGAUCUUUACAUGUACCGAACCUAACAUUUCUAUCAAAAACAUGUAAAGAUCGACGUUUGAAUCACUUAGGAUCGGCAGAUUUGUAUUCGGAUCGACAGUGCCGUUCUAUCCGACUCGGCUAGUCGGAUAGAACGGUAAAAGAUCGGCAUUGAUUCAUACGUCGUACUUUACAUGUACCGAACUUAAUGCAUACAUUAUACAUACGUUAAAAUAAUUAUGUUUUACCCACAAUUCAAGAAAGUUCGCUUACGUGCCAUGCGCGAAAGCCUUCGAACCAUUCAAACAAUGAACCUUGCGUCUGAAUAGUUGUUGCAAACAUUUUCCCACCAGCCAGAAUUUCUUUUCAGUCGACGACACGAACGAACUAGACGAGGAACUGUGAUGUUCCUUUGGGAAAUAAGCAAUAAUAGAAGGCAAGCCAAAUUCAAAACUCGUCUUCUCCUGGCAGCAAGGUUGUUUAAUGCUAACUGCAUCUUGAGUCGCCUUUUUCUACCCUCCUAAAUCGCAUUUGCAAAAAAAACAAGCUCUUCAUUUCCACAAGUUGUGCUUCCCGCAUUUUUUCCCGCCAUUUUGGUAGGCAUUAACCGCUGACUACAAUGGAGUUAUGUUCAGUUUUGCAAUUAGGAUCGACUAAAUUCGGAUCGACGUUUGAAUCAACUGCCGCUCUUAAUUAUUCGAGUCGACCCAAAUUGCAAUUAGGUUCGGUACAUGUAAAGUUCGACGUUUGAACUAGGCCUGAUUGAGCGCUUGGCACAAGUUUUCUGUAUAAUCACUUUCUUCGUGUGAUUUGCAGUAAUUGACGGUCAACACAUCGAUCAUCUGGAUCACAGCGAAAUCUACAACUCAGUGAAUGCUAGUCAGUCAAGUGCAGAAGAAAUGGAAGAACAGAAACAGCAAAACACUCAUCAGGACGAGUUUAUUCUGAAGCAUCUCUUUAAGAAAUCAGGUCUGGAUGUAGUCUUGUUUUUACUUAUCUUGAUGGUUGAGAUGACAAUUUUUAAGGUCAAAACUGGGUACAUAAUAACUAGGUAAGCGCCUUAUUUUCGUGAAAAUUGUUGCCAGAGAACAGGACGUCGCUCUGACAUUCGGCGAUACUGGCUGGUGCUCAUCCCAUUGGGCGAGUUAUUCUCGGAAGGUUGUCGGAUGCUUUUACGAAGGUUUGCCGUAUCCACAGAUAAUGCAGUAGAAAUUCAGUUUGGGUUUAUCUUGCUAUUUCUUUGGCGUCAAAUUUUUAAAUUCGUUCGUCAAAGGACAACUUUGUCAAAUUUGGUCUUAAAUUAAAAUGUGAAAUUUCUUUACACCGUAAGGGAAGGAAGAGAAAUCAAUAGUUUUUGGUUUUAUUACAAGUAGAGUUUAAUUAAUGAAUUCAUAGGAGAUAGAUACGGGUCCGGCACAAGGAGUGAACCUCUCUCCCUUUAGGAAUUUAAUUGAUGAUUGGUGGGGAACUGUCACCAAAAGAAAUGCCAUGGAGUUGCCUUUUCUGGACUAGCAGCCAGGGCCGGGUUAAGGUAACCCAGGGUUAGUGUUAAUCUAAAUUUCAGAUGUGAAAGCUUAAAGAGAAAAUUUAACAGAAUUAUUUUUGUGUAGAAUUUGAUUUUUGGAUGCUCUUAAAAGAAUAGAGAAAUUUAUCCUAAGAAGGCUUUUGAACGAGGGAAUAAAAAAACCUGGAUUAAAUUUAACCUUGGGUUAGCGCUUAUCGGCCUAGGGACAACUAGGCCCAAGGAGAUUAACUUUAUGCAACGGAAUACGAAAUGAGUCUGGCGAAAUAGGCUCCAUUAUAGACAUCGCCCAUUUUACCCAUUUUAAUAGGUGUACAUAGUGCGUUGAAGCAUGACGUCAUCAUGGAGGCCAGCAACCCGGAUUACGCACUGAUUGAAACAGAGGCAAACCGUGUGGCAGAGCAUGCUGUGAAAGCGCUGAAACGAUCACGCCAGUUAUGUCUAAGUGCGAACAGAGGGGUUCCUACAUGGACGGGCGUGUCAGGUUCAUCUGGUUUGACUGAACCAGCCGCAAAGAGGUAUUGUCGUUUAAGGUCUGCUUGAGAUAAACAUAUCUUACCAGUAGCAAGUAAACUUUAUGACUUUAUAUUCAGAUAGAGUAGAAAAAUUUGUCACUUAAGGUAUGGGUGGGAAAUGAGUGCAAUUGAUGGAAAGUACGUGAAAAUAAAUAAUCAGUGGCAAGCAUGAAUGGGGCUUCGUCGUGAAGCGCGCGGGUUGCAAGCUCCGCUACAAGUGGUAAGAAAGUGGCGCGAAAAUGUCAAAUAGAGCCAAACGCGGAAAUUUUGCAUUUAUGCCAAGUGAUGGAAAAUGUGCGUACACUACGUUGCUGGUUUUUGUAGGCUGUUGAAGUUAAAAGUACUUAUAUGUAAAUAUUUUUUGUUCGGAUUAGGCCACGGUUUGGACAGAAGAAGAAGGUCGGUUCAGAGGAAGCUGCAAAAGUGAGAAUUGUACUUAAAAAAUUUAAACACACACAUACACACUCUCUGUCAGUUUAACUAGGAGAGUAAAGCUUUUGAUUAGCGAAAUUUCACUUUCCUAUUUAUCGCUUUCCAUUCGUUUCCUGGUGUUAAUCGCAUCAGCACCUUUCUGACUCCAGGCGAAUUAUGAUUAAGCUUCUAAUACUUAUUUUUUUGUGGUUAACAGUCCUCCUCCACUUUGGAAGUCAAGCCUCACUUCAGUGGCGACCAAAUGGGCAUGAGCAGUUCGUCGGCAGAAGGCACGGAACCAGUCCACUCUAGUCAACUGCUGGCGAAGAUGAGGGCUAGAAACAACAUUUUGCCUAGCAAUGAGACAGGGCAUGGAAACGAGAAUGACGACUUAAUUCUCCAGAUAAGGACUUUCAUUGCGUCACAAGGAACAACGUUGGGACAAGCCACAACUCAGGAAAUCUUAGACGAGUUUCGUUCUAAACUCCCAUCUAAUGAAACUACCUUGUUUCGCUCUAUGUUGCGACAGAUUUGUACUUUUACAAGGGAUUCGUCAUCUGGGAAAGGCAUCUGGAUUUUAAACGAAGAGUUUAGAUGAAGCACCAAUUUCUCACAACUAGAGUAGAAAUCUCCUAUGCUCUCCAAAGUAAUGGAAAUGGUUGCUUGCAGUCGUAUAAGUAGCUGGUUAAAAAAAAUGGUGAUCUUCAAAAAUCUUUAAUCUUUAUAGGCGCUUAAAAAUUUAUCAGGCUGCAAUAUAAAAUGAAUAACUUUAUAUCUAUGCUUUAAAACGACGUAAUCUUAACACCUUCUACAGUUUAUAUAUAACCAAACUAGUCAGCAACUUAGACCCGGUUUUCCAUGAAUGCUGUGCAUUUAGUCUCUAAAUUGAGUUGAAGACUUAGCGAUUCGGAGAUAUAUAGUUCGCGGAAAAGAAACAAUCAGUUUGUUUACAGAGCGAUUAAGAGAUUAAGCUUGACGCGAACGUUAAGAAAAAUUGAACUUCUUGCCUUCUACUUUUAAUCCUUUUCAUACUAAGAUGAUGUAUGUCCAUUGACUAUGGAGAAUAAUUGUUUUUAGUGCAUUUCCACUGGCUCGAUUUAAGAAUUACAGACAAAGGUGAGACACGACAGAGGUCAAUUUUGCUUUUUGUCGUUCCUGUAAACGUAGUGCUAAUUAACAGCUUACGAACAUUUAAGAUUUUAGUAGGUUCGCAAAAACUGCGCCCAAAAAUAGCCACGAAAUUGGCAGCUGAAGAAGAACGUCAGUGAUGACAGUCUGUUGAAAUUUCAAAAUAACGAAAGUGACGGAAAUUUGCAAGAUCUUCAACGAAGAUGAAAAAAAAAAAAAUGAAAUAAAAAAACAAAACAAACAUUAGGUUAACUGGCCUGAAGAUGUCGGUUAAUAUGUUGUGAAAUCUUUAAAAGUAAAACAAAUUACACUAUAGUUACGUUAGUUUUGUGUAGCUUUUGUUUGGCAUCCUGGCAAACGAAGACAAUUAAAUACUGAAAUUAUCAUAACUAAAGUAAAAUAUCGUGAAUUAGAAUUAUAUAUCCGAUCUUUAACUUGUUAAUUUUCCCUUUCAACCUUUUUCUUAAUAGUAAAAUUGCUUCAGUCUUAAGUAUUUCCCAACACUGAUCAAUUUAGUUUCGGCGGAUAGCUUAGAUUGUUUAGUUACCUAUUAAAAUCGUAGUUACUAACCCGCGUUAGACUAGUUAUGGCUAUCUGCAGGUCAGCCAAUGAACUAUUGAUAGUUUGAAAGUGUAAAUAGAAGGUUUGUGUUCCUUUGAAAUGAGGUUCAUGUAAAAAAUAUCUACCUAAGGUAGGAAAAUACAAACCGUAACCGAGAGAAAUUCCAAGGGAUUGGCUGAGCUUUAUGGUACCCUCGCUUAUGGACUUUUUUACUUUUUGAACGAUAAGGAAACUAGUACAGUUGAGAGCAUAGCUUCCCGGUGUUUUCGUCAAUUAAGAUGGUGAUCGCGGGCAAUAAGAUCAGACUCCUUGUGAAAAUAAACUCAGUGCAUAAGAAAAAAGAAGAAUAGGAAGUUAAAGAUGUAAACGUUUGUUGUCAGCCACUUUAAGUUUGCGUUCUAAACGCGCUACAAACAAACAACUAUUUGUAGACCGAGGUAAAAAUCAUGAAGCGAGGUGAUCAUUCAAAUAAAAGAGUUUUAUG